AUGUCUACCACCCCUAAGACCUAUCUCAUUACAGGUGCCAACCGCGGAAUCGGCAAGGGCUUCGUUGAGAUGCUCCUCCAGCGGCCCGGCACUACUGUCAUCGCCACUGCCAGGGACCCGGCUAAGGCGGUAACCUCGCUAAACGAGCUACCCAAGGCUACAGGCUCUCGGCUUCUCAUCGUCAAGCUCGAUGCCCAGGUAGACGCCGAUGCUGCGAGAGCUGUUUCUCAGCUACGACAAGAGCAUAGUGUCACCUCAAUUGACGUCGUUAUCGCCAAUGCGGGCAUUUCGCACUCAGGCGCUCCGGUUAUUCAAAAUUCGGCCGAAGCGCUACGAGAUCACUUCAAUAUCAACACAAUCGGCCCUGUCACCCUCUUCCAGGCCGUCUACCCUCUGCUAAAGGCCAGUUUGACUAGAAAUCCUAUCUUCUUGCCCAUAUCGACCAUGAUUGGGAGUAUCGGGUGUCAAGAGAGCUUGUCUGCGCUCCCGGCAACUUUCUGCCCCUAUGGCGCUAGUAAGGCGGCGCUGAACUGGAUCGUGAGCCGCAUUCACUAUGAGGAGCCUUGGCUGACUACCUGGGCCGCGCAUCCUGGUCUCGUUUUGACGGAUAUGGUUGCGAUACUCACCUCUCAGGGUGUUGACCCUACCAGUAUUGCCGCCAUUAGUGUCGAGACGAGCGUUUCCGGCAUUCUGAGACAGGUGGAUGAGGGUACUCGUGAGAAGCACGGAGGGAAGUUGAGGAGUCACGAUGGUACUACGCUGCCAUGGUAG
Molecule: messenger RNA, 771 nt
Organism: Phaeoacremonium minimum UCRPA7
Lineage: Eukaryota; Fungi; Ascomycota; Sordariomycetes; Togniniales; Togniniaceae
Product: putative aflatoxin biosynthesis ketoreductase nor-1 protein
Exons: 1
Coding region: 1-771 (256 amino acids)
Source: RefSeq, a predicted model, not a curated record